AUGCCUGUAGAUGUUCCCUCAAGCAACGACUGCCAGUGGUUACGAGACACGUUCAAUCCACCCAGCCGCUCUGAUCCCCUCGGAAGCGUGUGCUCCUUUCCACCGGACGAUGUAAAUGGCAUGGGCCGUGCCUCGAAUCUCAUCGAACACACAAAACUCUGGCUUGGGCUGGGAGUCGAAGGGGGGCAGAUUGGAAUCGUCCAGCGUCUCAUCACCGCCGCAGAGCGACAACCUUCUCCAACGACAGCUGAGACAGGACCCCGAUCCAGCGCCAGAUAUCCAGACAAACGCGACACAUUUCUAACAAGAACCAUUCCGAUCCGUCGCCUGGAACAUCCUGGGUCGAUCGGACUAUUCCUCUUCGGAAAUAUACCUGGUUCUCGCUCGAUCCCAGGGUCAAACAGCACCGGUUACAAACCGGCGUCGUGA
This is a messenger RNA of Uncinocarpus reesii 1704, 429 nucleotides long. RefSeq lists its product as uncharacterized. The transcript has 3 exons. Bases 1 to 429 code for a protein of 142 amino acids. The record is from RefSeq and is a predicted model, not a curated record. Lineage: Eukaryota; Fungi; Ascomycota; Eurotiomycetes; Onygenales; Onygenaceae.